Molecule: messenger RNA, 1836 nt
Organism: Ciona intestinalis (vase tunicate)
Lineage: Eukaryota; Metazoa; Chordata; Ascidiacea; Phlebobranchia; Cionidae
Source: RefSeq, a predicted model, not a curated record
GAGAAUAAGUAGAUAAAGCUAUGUAUAGACCUGUACCUCAACAACAACCCUUACCUGCUGGGUGGGAAGCUAAAUAUGAUGCAGGCUCAAACAGAUGGUUCUUUCUAAACCAUCAGACCAAAACUACACAAUGGACGGACCCAAGACUUAGCAUGCAGCAGCCGUCCCCAUACAUCCAACCUAUGCGACCCCACCAACCACAAGUCACUACAACAAGUUUCAUUGAAGCAGAUACAAGUAAAGUUAAUGCUCUUAAGAAAUCAUUCGCUGCAGAUGAGGAAUUACUGAAGUCUUUGCUAAGAACUCACCAGAACGACAUGGGAGCUGUGGAAAAAAAGUUAAAAGAAAUGGGAUAUAUUAAGAAGGAGACAGUUGUCCCAAAUGAACACCAAGUGAAGUAUCUUCAUCAGCAAUAUCCGAGUGCCCCAAUUCAAGUUGUAAGACAAGUGCUUGGAGAAUCUAAGAACAGCGUUCCUGGAGCUCGAGUUACAUUAGAUGUCAUGGGAUUUAAGCGAUACGACGUGGAAGCAAAAAAUGUACAAGCAAAUAAGAGGAAAGCAGAUGCGGAAAAACUUGCCAGGCAGAAAGCUGAACUGAAAUCAAAGGUUGCAGCAGCUCAAAAGAAGAAACAACUUAGCCAUGAUGAUAAACUUAAAAUAAAACAACAACUAAAGUCAAAGUUCCCAACUGUCGACUCCGAUUCAAUUGACCUUUGUUUAGGAAGCACCAAUUAUGAUAUUCCUAUGGCAACCAAUAUCCUGGAAAACCAAAUCAAGAAUGAAAAGAAAAAGAAAAAAGAGCAAGAGAGAAGGAGGAGAGAGGAGGAAGAGGAGAGAGAGAGAAGAGUAAUAGAGGAGCAGGAAAGAGAAAACUCUGCAAGAAAUAUGAAACCUGCAGUGUUUGGAGAAGAUGAAACAGAACCAUCCCAACCAUCCAGCAGUGAUGCGCAACCAUCUGUUUCAACAACAGUUUCCCCAUCUCAACCUAAGGCUGUACCAGUUAAGAAAACACCAAAGAAAACACUGCCUAGUAAACAGAAUAAGGUGAAGAAAACAGUGGUGAAAACCGCUGUACCAAAGAAAGCAUUCACAGAGUCCUACAGAUCCCACCUUAGGAUAUUACCAAUGGGGCAUAACCCUACCCUGUGUAAAGGUCACAACCCAGCUCUGCUUAUAACUACAUAUACAGAGAGGGUUGGAGCAAACAAAGAAAACCAAGUUGGGCCACAGGAGAGUAAUCGCAAAGGUCCUCAACCCCAACAUAGAGUUGGCGCACUUGGAACAAAUUAUCGUUCUUCAUAAAUUAACGAUUCGCUAUUAUAAGCUUUGCGUUUUUUAACAUUUAGCAAAAUCCGGGGUGACAUUGUUAAAAUACAGUUACACUCAUAGUUGUCAAACAUAGGGAACCUCAUUGAUUAAUGUGGUGAAUGCAAUAUACUUUGGCUCUGUUUGUUUGUAUAGACACCUAACAGCAAACUAUAUUAAUGUGUAAAACUAAUUUUUAAGAUGUUGUUUUUAAAUGUCACCCCAAGCACUCCUAAUGUAAUGUUCGUUACGCAAUAAUAUGCAGAUGUGUUACUUUCAUAUUAUCACUUAUUUACUUAUUAAACCAUCUACACAAAAUGUCGUUUUUAACAAGAACUGUUCCUUAUUAAUGUUAUUAACUGCGGAUAUUGCAUUUGUAUUAAUACUAAUGUUACUGCUAUAUAUAUUGCCUAAUUUGAUGUCUUCACGUGCUUUUAAUCUACAUUUUAUAAGUUUUAUUAAAUAUUGCAUGUUGCAUGGAUUAAUACUUGUAUUUUGCUUGGUGAAAAUAAAUAAUAUUUAAUGUCUUGCA